AUGCUGGAAGAGCGCGCGGCGAAAUCGCCGGUGCAUGCGAGACGUUCUGUGACGCAGGACCGUCGCAGCGAGUCGCGGCCUAUAGGUGGACAUGAUAAAGAUCCAGAGCCCAGUGAUCAGGAAGAGGAGGAUGUGGAGUCGGAUGGCGCUGAAGUCGAGGCGCUGGCUGGCGACGAGUUCAGCCGGCAGCAGGCGAUCUAUUCUACGCAGCAGCGGAAUAUGGGUCUUUUAUCGCAGCUCAUGGACGAGGAACAGCUUGAGCGGCACAUGGCGUCGCGUCGCGGCACAUUGAACAAGGCGGCUGUGCGCAAGCUUGUGAAUCAUGUAAUGUCCCAGUCGGUGAACCAGCAUAUUGUCAUGGCUGCUAGCGGUGUAGGCAAAGUGUUUGUUGGCGAGAUUGUCGAGCUCGGUACGUGCCUCGGUACGCUAACAAAAGCACGCGCUGUCCAGCAGGAGCGACGCGAUACGGGGCCAUUGCUGCCUGUGCACUUGUACGAGGCAUACCGGCGCUACAAGUUGCGGCAGGAGCGACCGGGGCGAUACCCUCCAGGAGGAUCGAGCGGUGCUGCUGGGCUCGGCAAACGGCGACGCAUGUUUUAG
Molecule: messenger RNA, 600 nt
Organism: Malassezia vespertilionis
Lineage: Eukaryota; Fungi; Basidiomycota; Malasseziomycetes; Malasseziales; Malasseziaceae
Exons: 2
Coding region: 1-600 (199 amino acids)
Biological process (GO): transcription initiation at RNA polymerase II promoter; RNA polymerase II preinitiation complex assembly
Cellular component (GO): transcription factor TFIID complex; nucleus
Molecular function (GO): transcription coactivator activity; protein heterodimerization activity
Source: RefSeq, a predicted model, not a curated record